This is a messenger RNA of Phymastichus coffea, 3308 nucleotides long. Its product is annotated as ATP-dependent RNA helicase DDX54. The transcript has 11 exons. The record is from RefSeq and is a predicted model, not a curated record. Gene Ontology annotation, cellular component: nucleus. Gene Ontology annotation, molecular function: RNA helicase activity; ATP binding; RNA binding. Lineage: Eukaryota; Metazoa; Arthropoda; Insecta; Hymenoptera; Eulophidae. Bases 59 to 2407 code for a protein of 782 amino acids.
UUUGUUAAGCAACGUACAAAUUUGAAUUGAUUUGUUAUCUUUAAAUAGACUAAAUAAAAUGGCUUCAAAAGAGCUUGAUAACAAACAAAAUAGUACAGACGAAGAUGAAGAUGAAAAUGAAAGUUUCGUUGGCAUGAAAAAAAAGACAGGUAAAAAAUCUGGUGGUUUUCAAAGUAUGGGUCUCAGUCACCAAGUCUUGAAAGGGAUAUUAAAACGUGGAUACAAAAUACCUACGCCUAUUCAGAGGAAGACCAUUCCACUAGCUCUUGAAGGGAGAGAUGUUGUUGCUAUGGCUCGAACUGGUAGUGGUAAAACAGCCUGUUUUCUCAUACCACUAUUUGAAAAAUUGAAGGCAAGACAAUCCAAAUCUGGAGUUCGUGGUUUGAUACUUACUCCAACAAGAGAAUUAGCACUUCAAACUCUGAGGUUUAUCAAAGAAUUGGGUAGAUUCACAGGCUUAAAAGCAUCCAUAAUCUUAGGUGGUGACAGUAUGGAUAAUCAGUUUACGGCUAUCCAUGGUAAUCCAGAUAUUAUAGUUGCUACACCAGGAAGAUUUCUUCACAUCUGUGUUGAAAUGGAUUUGAAUCUUAAAAGUAUAGAAAUAGUGAUUUAUGACGAGGCUGAUAGGUUGUUUGAGAUGGGUUUUGGUGAACAAAUAAAUGAAAUAGCAAAUAGGCUACCAAGUUGUAGAUCUUCUCUCCUAUUCUCCGCUACUUUACCAAAGGUGUUAGUAGAAUUUGCUAAAGCAGGACUUUCAAAUCCAGUUUUGUUGCGGCUUGAUGUUGAGAGUAAGUUACCUGAAGAAUUGAAACUCUGUUUCAUAACUUGUAGACCCGAAGAGAAAUUAGCUGUGCUAAUGUGUUUAUUAAAGCGAAUCAUAAAACCUGAAUCUCAGACUGUGAUAUUUGCUGCCACAAUGCAUCAUGUUGAAUAUAUUCAUAUGAUAUUAGACAAAGCUGGGUUAACAAAUACAUUUAUUUAUUCAAAUUUGGAUCCAUCAGCUCGUAAAAUAAAUGCGGCUAAAUUUCAAAAUGGAAAAGUUAAAGUUCUCGUUGUAACAGACGUUGCAGCUAGAGGAAUCGACAUACCGUAUUUAGAUAACGUUAUUAACUUUAACUUCCCUGCCAAAAGUAAAUUAUUUGUUCAUAGAGUCGGAAGGUGCGCUCGUGCCGGUAGAAGUGGUACUGCAUAUAACAUAAUUGCUCCUGAUGAAUAUCCUUAUCUUUUAGAUUUGCAUUUAUUCCUUGGUCGAUCUUUUGAAACUGUUCCAAUAUCUGAUACCGAAGAAAUUUCAGAAGAAGCAGUAGGAAAAAUGCCUCAGUCAAUGAUUGAAGAGGAACUGUCAGAUUUAAUUAUGUAUCAUGAAUAUACUGAUAUUGCAAAUAUGCAAAACGUAUGCAACAAUGCGUAUCAACAAUAUUUACGUUCCAGACCUCAGGCGUCUACUGAAAGUAAUAAGAGAGUAAAGGAGUUAGAUAUUUCUGUAUCAGGAAUAUUACCAGAAUUUCGAGAAUUCAAUGACUCGGCUACUGAAUUGAUUACAAAAAUGAAAAAUUAUAGGCCAAAAGGGACUGUUUUUGAAAUCGUUGCAAAACCUUCAUCUGUAGAUUACAAAGUAAUGAAAGAAAAAAGAGCACUCCACAAAGAAAAUAUUUUCAAUCACCAUAGAAAACUUGAAGACAGGUUGAGUAAAAUAGCAGAAAAUAAAUCAGAAAAAUCGAAACUUGCGUCGAGUAGUACAGCCGAAAUUAAUGAUGUCUUCAGUGAAGUCAUUACUCCAAAGAAAAGAAAAAUUGACGAUUUAUAUAGAAACGAAAAGAGAAAGAAACAGAAGAUUCUAAAAGAUGAUGAAUUUUUUAUUCCUUACGCAGCACCCGAUCAGCAUACUGAGGAAGGAUUGGCUGUAAAUAGUUUUGCAUCAGAAGCAGAAAAAGCUCAUCUUGAGUUUACUGCCGACAAUGAAGAGUCAAGAAGACUACAAAUUCAAAUCAAAAAAUGGGACCGCAAGAAAAAGAAGAUGAUUACAAUCAACAACAAUUCGAAAGCUGGUAAAAUCCGAACAGAGUCAGGCCAUUGGAUUCCAGCGACAUAUAAGACCAAACGAUACGCCCAGUGGAAAGAGAAGAACAAAGUUGAAGCAAGAUACGAUGACGAUGAUGAAGAAGUAUCGCCACAAAUGCAGAAAUUGCAAACGUUGGGUAACAAACGCUGGGCAAGACACAACGAGAAGCUGAAGAAGAAAUUAGAAGCGAAGAGCGAACUGAGGACACCCGAGCAGAUCCUCAAAUCCCGAGAAGUCCUCGAGAGGAAGAAGCGUAGGAACGGUCGCAAGAAGGGUGGCCGCAAAGGAGGCGGUGACAGUGGUGGUGGUGGACGUGGUAAAGGUCAUAAAAAAGGCAGGCGUUAAUUCGAUAUUGUAAUUUCAGUACAUUACACUAUGAAGGUGUACAGUUGGCAAAGUACGCACCGGGUGAUGUUGCCAACCGAGCGAAGCGAGGUCGGUAUUUCACACAGUGCGUAUUUGCACCCACAGCAGGCGACACAGAACCGUGUUAACUAUUUGAAAGUAUUUAGAUUUAUAAUUUUAGUUAGUAAUCUUAAUUAGUAAUGUUCUAAUUUACUAUUACGCCUAACGGCUCGAGGGGUAAAACAGCGCAUCGCAUGUACACGAGGCAUUUUACUCUCAGACUAUCCAUACGAUUUUGUACUCCCUGCAAGGAUGGUGUACAGUCACCAGUUUACUCGUAGUGCUUGGAAAAAACUAACUGAUAAGAAUGAUUCUAUUGUUGAUUAAUUGCUUGUUACGAAUAAACAAAAAUAGAGAACAAACGCGACAAUAAUCUGAUUAUUCAUUUUCCGAUGACUUUCUUAAAGUCCUCAAGGACGCGCUUUUCGAAUUACGCAAUAGCUGUAGCGCAAGUUUGUUGUGCAGUGCGCUCACUCGAUGCGUCGAGGAGCGUGCUAUGCACAGCGUGGUACACCUAUCCGCUACAUUAGAGGAGUGCACCUGCACGCAGCUAUAACGCUUAUUAUUUAGUAUCUUAUACCAGUCAAUUCACAUUCUUUUUCCUUUCUUAUUCAACUUCUCCGAUGCUACUGAUUAUUGUGAUUCUUUUGUAUUGCUUGACUUGAACGUCUAAUUUUGUUUUUGCGUCGUUUCAAUCUUUGACGAUUAGUAUGUUUUCUUCAUAUUAUCCCACGUUUUUCAAAGUGCAAAAUUACUUUUUUACUGUUUCAAAGUCAAGCGUAAAGCUUAUUAAGAAAGUAUAUUGGAGAAACUCAUAUUAUCGCACGACGUUUGUUAAUUU